CUUGGAGCCUGACAUCCUCCCCUGAGACCUAUGCUAUCCCUGUAGUAGACAUGAUACAGCUAGAGCAGCAGUCUAGCCCUUUUGUAGCUGUGACAAAAUCUAUACAGGUAGAUGAGAGGCACAAUCAGUAUGAGAAGACUGAUCCUCUGGGAAAGACAAAGACACAGCCAGCCAACCAGGUGUUCCUAUUUGAGGGAACAAGUGAGUUGGGUCACAUGAUCAGCAGUGAGAGUAAGUAUGACAACAAAAGUGGAGAAGGAUCAGAGGGAGCUGAUUGGCUAGAGCAACCCAGUGAUCAUUCCCCAUUUAUUCUGGUGGACUGCUCCCUUGUCACUCAGACCACUUCAGCCAAUCAUCAUGCAAGUCCAGGAGAAGCUGCUGAGACUCAAAUCCAGGCUGAUCAAUCAUUAUCCCCAAGCAUUUUUGAGUUGGACAAAUUUGUUUCCAAGAAACAUGUUCUGUCAUUUACAAUGGCCCAAAAUAAAGAUGGGCCUACCACUGAAAGCCAAUGUGACACUGGCAAUAAGAGCAUUGGAAAUGUGGUGGGUAAAACAACAGAAGCCAGGUCUCUAAGCUCCAGCUCUGGGGGGGAUAGAGACACACUAAAGUAUAGCCCCGACAGCCUUCACCCAGGUAGUCAAGACGAACUCAGGUCCAAUUCUGAUGGAGAUUCGUCAUCAGGCCUAGAAAUGGAUUACAUAAUUGUGUCUGGCACAGUAAAAGAAGCUGAGAAAGAGUUUCACGAUAGGCCUAAACAGGGUAACAGGCAAUCAAAAGGUACAAGCAAGUCCAUGGAGACAUUUAGCAUGCUUUCCUAUGCUGCCACAGUACUGCAAACCCAUGCCCAAGCUGCAAAUAGAGAGCAUAGGGAGUACACAGAACAAAGUAGGCAAAAACAAAUGAUCAGAGAUACUGACAGUACACCUAGCAAAGUUACUGAACAAAGUCAAGUUGUCUUAUGCGCUCAUUACAGUGCAAGUCUUGAUGAUGCCACUGAGCAUCACAUGCCAGAAAUUGUCGGUCUCAGCCAAUCAAAAAAUAACUCUGAAGCUUUACAUCAGUCAGAUUCAAGACCAACAGGUUGCAGUCAAACACAGGUAGAAGAAGGAAGCAAUGACGAUAAAUCAAGCAUUGUGGCCAGAAGUGCGUCUCCAUCUUUAAGAUAUCCGUCAGAUCACUUCCUGAAAACCAGAGAGGAAGUUUAUGUCCAUUCACAGAUCUCAAUGGAAGAUUCAGAUGAGGGUGGGCAGUCACCCUCUGCACCUCCACCAGACUUUCAAGUCUGGGGGGGUCAGUUAGCAAGACAGGACGUACCGCAAACAACAUCUGAACCACAAUCACCUGUACUUACCAACAGUUCAGUCUCCCGGACCAGCUCUUUGAUUGGCACCCCAUUAAGUGAAUCUGGCAUUUCUACUGACAGAGGACUUGGAUUACCAUUUUCUGGAGAUUUGAUGGAAGAGGAGAAUGAUGAGGAAGAGCAGGAGGAGGGAACUGAUAAAGAGCACACUACCUUGCCAACAUGGACUUCAGAAGUACAAAGUGCGAGUGAGGAAAAACAACAGUUUGGAUCUUCUGAUCUGCUUAGUUUCACUGAGGAGCUGAUUGGAGGUUCUUCAUUGCAAUCACUCGAACCAAAGAGGGACAGAUCCCUACAGAAUACAGUGGAUUACUACAAUGGACAACCUAUAAGGACUGUUGAUCGUGAUAAUUGGUCGACUGAACAACAGACUGGAGACCAUGAAUCUUCUCAAGAUAGCUAUUCACCUGUUUCAAGAAGACACCAAGAUGUGACUUCACAGUUUUCCUCCCAGCCAACCAACGCUGCAUACCAGUGGACAGAAAGCGAGAAUUUAACUCAGGGUCAAACCCAAUAUGGCUACAACUACCACCACAUUGACCAAAGAACUGAAAACCAGAGUGCCCACCCUGCCUGUUUACAUACUAAAUCCAACAGCCAACAAAACACCACAGAUGUCUAUGCUGAGUUUACAACUCAUCCCACAGCUAUACAGUAUGGAUCUGAGCAGGCUGAGAGCUAUUAUGAACCUGGAGGUAAUGCCGAGUACAGCUUGGAUAAUCAAGGUUCCCAGUUUCAAUAUAUGGCUGAAAGCCAGUAUGGAGAUGACUCCAACCUCAUGUGCGCCUCUGAACUUCAGUGCUCUCAGUAUCAAGCUGAUGGCCAGAGUCAGUAUGAGUCAGACCACGCUCAUUACCAGUUUGACGGACAGCCAGUCUACCAAUCACGUGUACACCCUAAGAGGGAAGAUCAUACGCGAUAUGUGCCGGAGGGAUGUGUUCACUUUUUUCACUCAAGACAAUCCCAACAGGGAGACGGUGCAGCAGGCAUGAUGGCCUCCAGUGAGGAGGCUGCUGAGGAGAGGGAUAACAGAGAAGAUCCACCCUCCUCUGCGGAUCUGUCAGGUGGGUCCAAUCAAAGGAGAAAGUUGGCAGCUCCACCAAUGAAUGUGUCACUGGACCGCAGUGAGGGGUCACUUCUCUCAGAAGAUGCCCUGGACACAGAGGACGAGGCCUCGGAUACUGGUGAUGACCUUGAUGUCAACGUAGAUGAGGACACACCUGAUGAGGCUGACUCACUGGAGCUCAACAGACACGAGUCUAAUCUGGGUGCAGGAGCAGCAUCAAGUGAUGCCAUCGCAGGACACAGAUCAGCUGAGGAGAGCAGUGAAAACAGGCUGUGGAGGAGCGUGAUGGUUGGAGAGCAGGAGCAUCGCAUUGAUAUGAAGUGCAUUGAGCCAUACAAAAGAGUAAUUUCUCAUGGAGGUUAUUACGCCGAACAGAAUGCCAUCAUCGUGUUUGCAGCAUGCUUCCUACCAGACAGCAACUGUGACAAUUACAAUUAUGUAAUGGAAAACCUUUUUCUGUAUGUAAUAAGUACCUUGGAACUAAUGGUGGCAGAAGAUUACAUGAUUGUUUACCUGAAUGGCGCCACACCUCGCAGGAGGAUGCCUGGCUUUACCUGGAUGAAAAAGUGCUACCAAAUGAUAGACAGAAGACUGAAGAAAAACCUUAAGAUGUUCAUCAUAGUCCAUCCUUCCUGGUUUAUACGGACUUUGCUGGGAAUCACCAGACCCUUUAUAAGCUCCAAGUUCAGCAGUAAGAUCAAGUAUGUGAACAGUCUGCAGGAGCUUGGGGAAAUCAUCCCAAUGGAGUUUGUCCACAUUCCACCCAGCAUUGUAAAGUAUGACGAGGAGAGGGGUAUACACAAAUUUGCAUGCAUGAGACUGGAUACAGAAUUGCAAGACACAGCAGCUAAAGCUGACAAGAAGGGGAACUCUUUUGUUUGACAAGAUACAAGAUACCUGGCUGCUGCCUAUCUUCUCCCUGCAUUAUGCUGUACUUUACCGCAGCAUAUCUGAAUAUAAGCCAGCCUGCAGCAUGAUGUGUAUGGCACACGGUUGUUGCAAUGGGUUAGAAAGAAAGAAGCUGUGGUAAUAAAACAUCAGGCCUUUGCUUGUUCUUUGAGGAAAGUACGAAUCUGAGAGUGCUGCUGAACCUGUACAGGUCAGAGACUCACUGUGCUGAAGGGAAGAUGCUUUAUCCUGUAUUACUGUACCUUACACAGCACUUAAUUGUGUACCCCAUCUAGCUUUUGUAUUCUUUGACAAAUCUUUUAAUUUGAACAAUACUUUGAUAAUUAUGUAAUUCACUUUGGAGGAAUUACUAACCGUCUUUUUUACAUUUAUGUGUAUUAUUCUACGCUGUCAGUUGCCAUCUGUAUCUUUUGUAACCAUGGUAAUAAUCAGUGUGGAUUCUCAGCAGCUGUAGCGAGGCUCAUGACUCUUUCACCUAAUAACUAAACACAUGCAAACAUAAGUUGUAUUACAGCCCAUCUGCUCACAAAUGAACAUUUGUGUUGCCUGGACAAUUGGGAUGUUACUGUACUGUGGCUCUGUCAAUAGGCUGAAUGUUAAGAGACACUCAAUUUAGACUGUAAUUUUAGGAAGUCAAGGUGCACCCAAAAUAUGAUCCACACAUAAAAUAAUCUUUUUACUGUACACGUCUGUUCUGUUGAAAUGGCAUGAAACAGAAGUGCCAAGCUGGUUUAUGAAUAGUUUCCAAGCGUGUAGGUGGCUCCUGUCAGUGUUACAUUAUGUCGCCAUCUCAUUCAACACUUCAUACAAUCUUUAAAGGCUAUCAUAGGCUGCUCUAUUUCCACUGUAUGUCACGGUGAAAAUACUACGAUAAUCUAUGAUGGCCAUGAGAGCUCAGCCCACUGCAACAAAACACAAGCAAAUUAAGAAAAAAAUUAUUUGACAACCCAUGCGCAGCAAAGUAAGGAAACAACCAAAUACAGAAAUGCACUGCAAAUUUCAGCAUAGUUUUCUGUAUUUACUUGUGUUUUCUUACUGUAAGUUGCAGUGCGUUGAGCUCUCAGAGCCACCUUAGUUAUCAGUAGCUGCAGUGUUGCAUGCUUUCAUUUGCUACAGUUUGAUAUUACUCUGAUCUGAUAACUCACCUAAAAGCAGAACUGUGUACCAGUGUAAUUUAAGUCAU
Perca fluviatilis (European perch) is the source of this 4518-nucleotide messenger RNA. RefSeq names its product protein prune homolog 2-like. The transcript has 12 exons. The coding region runs from base 51 to 3308 and encodes 1085 amino acids. Lineage: Eukaryota; Metazoa; Chordata; Actinopteri; Perciformes; Percidae. Gene Ontology annotation, cellular component: cytoplasm. Gene Ontology annotation, biological process: apoptotic process. The record is from RefSeq and is a predicted model, not a curated record.